Suncus etruscus (white-toothed pygmy shrew) is the source of this 995-nucleotide messenger RNA. It is a transcript of the gene FKBP11, whose product is annotated as FKBP prolyl isomerase 11. Gene Ontology annotation, biological process: protein peptidyl-prolyl isomerization. The record is from RefSeq and is a predicted model, not a curated record. NCBI's taxonomy places the organism in Eukaryota, Metazoa, Chordata, Mammalia, Eulipotyphla, Soricidae. Gene Ontology annotation, molecular function: peptidyl-prolyl cis-trans isomerase activity. The coding region runs from base 271 to 981 and encodes 236 amino acids. The transcript has 5 exons.
GAAAGUCCCCCGCAGACCCUGCAAGUGGAGACCCUGGUGCAGCCCCCCGAGCCGUGCGCCGAGGCCGCAGCCCUGGGAGACACGCUGCACAUCCACUACACGUUCCCUCACUGACAAGCGCGGGGUGGAGACGUCCCCCGAAAUCGGGCUUCCUCCGGGGCUGGCUGUUCCUUUCUGCCCCGAGGGGAGCGCUGGGGGCGCAGCUGCUGUACGUGGCCGCUGCAGCUGCCCAGGUGUGUUGCGUGUGCGCGUGCGUGCGUGUGUCUAUGCAUGCAUCCGCGCGUGCUGCUCGUGGUGCGAGAGUUUGAGCGCGUCUCCAUUCUCUGUCCGCAGGGCAGCCUGGUAGAUGGCCGCAUUAUUGACACCUCCCUGUCCAGAGACCCUCUGGUCUUAGAACUUGGUCAGAAGCAAGUGAUCCCAGGUGUGUGGCAAGGCCUCCCUCCUCCCUGUCCCAGCUGUGCUUUGCCAGAAAUGCCCCUGGGCUCUUGUCUUCUCCUUAGCCACUUACCCGGUUCACACCUGACUCACCUGACAAUUAUUCUUGUCCCAGACCCCACUGGAAGCCAAAGGUUUACAAAGUGGGAGGCUCAGUCCAGGGAGAUCCUAGGGUGUGGGGGGUGUGGGAAGCUUCCCGUUGAACUGUGUCUUCUUCCUGAAGGUCUGGAGCAGAGCCUUCUAGACAUGUGUGUGGGAGAGAAACGAAGGGCAAUUAUACCUUCUCACUUGGCCUAUGGAAAACGAGGAUUUCCACCAUCUAUCCCAGCGGAUGCAGUGCUGCAAUUUGAUGUGGAGCUGAUUGCACUGAUCCGAGCCAACUACUGGCAAAAGCUGGUGAGGGGCAUUUUACCUCUGGUAGGCAUAACCAUGGUGCCAGCCCUCCUGGGCCUCAUUGGGUAUCACCUAUACAAAAAAUCCAGCAGACCCAAAGUCUCCAAAAAGAAGCUCAAGGAAGAGAAACGAAACAAGAUAAAAAAGAAAUAAAUAAUUUUAAAAAA